CAGUUACCUUCCUUAACAAAAGAAAACAGCUUGACGAAAAUGGCUGCCAAGCAAUCCCCUCCAAAUUGACAAAAAAAGAAGAUUCAUUUAGCUUCUCAAACUUCAACCCUAUCUCUAUCUUCUUCUUUUGCUUCCUAUACCGAUCGUUUGAUGAUUAGAAGAUAAUCUGAACCCGCGCCGCCUUUCUCCAUUACUUGAGGUGAAAUUUGAAAAUGAAACAUCUACUUCAGAUUCUUCUUCUUACUUCAUUUGUAGCUUUUGAUUCAGAAAUUCCCCGAUUACAGGCUAAUGAAAUCUUGAAAUCAGAUAUAGAGUCAAACCCUGCUUUAAUUUCUUCAAAUACUAGUGAAUUGAAUAUUAGUAAAGAUGGGUUGAAGAAUCCAUCGACAGUAGAUUCAAAUAAGUUGGAUCAAGUAGAGAGAGAUCAUUCAAAGGGACAGAUAGAAUCUGUAACGGGUAUUGAUAGGGAUUCAAGGAAAGAGAUGAAAAAGAAGAAGGGUUUUGGUGAAGUUGAUUUGAGAGUUAAGGGUUUGGAAAAUCAAGAAGAAACAAGUAAUAAGGAUGUUUCAGUGAGGAAGAUGAAGAAACAACAGCAGCAGCAAGUAUCUCAAAGUGAAGAUUGUGAUCCUUCAAACAGAUGUGCUGUGAAUGAUAACAGUUUAAUCGCUUGUAUGCGAGUUCCUGGAAGUGAAUCUUCAGACCUAUCACUUUUGAUUCAGAACAAAGGGAAAGGGGGUUUGGAAAUUAACAUUUCAGCUCCAAAUUCUGUUAGGCUGGAGAAAAAACAAGUUAAUCUUCAAGAGAAAGAGAACAUAAAGGUGAAGGUUUCCAUUACAAAGAGUGGAAGCAAUGAAGGCAGCAUGAUCGUUCUAUCGGCAGGCAAUGGAGACUGCAAUCUCGAUAUAAAAGAUCUCAUUACCCAAUACUCAGAACAGAAGGAAGUAAUUACCACCAGCAAAUUCAUGCCAAUGAUCUUCAUCAGACGAAACCCUAUCAUAGUAUCAUCGCUUCUCGUUUUUCUCCUUUUAGUUACCUUAACUUGUACAUACCUCAGCUUCUUCCGUAAGAAGCGAUUGGGCAGCAUGACAUCGUUGUUCCCAAAAUAUCAAAGGCUGGAUGAGGAAGUUUUGCCUGUUGUUUCGAGUGGUAAAACAGCUCAACAACCGGAAUCGAACGAUGGGUGGGACAACGGAUGGGGUGAUAAUUGGGAUGAUGAUGAUGAAGAAGCGCCAACAAUGCCUUUAACGCCUAGUCUUUCAUCUAAAGGACUUGCUUCUAGGAAGCUCAACAAAGAUGGAUGGAAGGAUUAGGUUUUUGGUUAGGUGGUAAAUGCAAUAGAACUUAGUCAAUGUUCUUAACAUCAUAACAUUGCCUCUUUUUCUUUUUCUUUUUUUUUGAUUGUUUGUUGAUUUAAUCUAGACGAUUGGGGUCUCACGACGGUAUAGUGAUGUGAAAUUUCCGAGCAUGAAAAACGGGGCUCUCACGAUAAAGUGAUGUGAAAUUUUCGAGCAUGAAAAAAGGGGAUUGUGUAGUUUAUACACUCCCAAAAAUUGAAAUGGUGUUGUAAAAAUGAGAAUUUAGGCAACAAUUUUUUUUAUGUAA
This is a messenger RNA of Impatiens glandulifera, 1602 nucleotides long. RefSeq lists its product as uncharacterized. Lineage: Eukaryota; Viridiplantae; Streptophyta; Magnoliopsida; Ericales; Balsaminaceae. The coding region runs from base 213 to 1310 and encodes 365 amino acids. The record is from RefSeq and is a predicted model, not a curated record. The transcript has 5 exons.